Manduca sexta (tobacco hornworm) is the source of this 630-nucleotide messenger RNA. RefSeq lists its product as uncharacterized. The record is from RefSeq and is a predicted model, not a curated record. NCBI's taxonomy places the organism in Eukaryota, Metazoa, Arthropoda, Insecta, Lepidoptera, Sphingidae. The transcript has a single exon. The coding region runs from base 1 to 630 and encodes 209 amino acids.
AUGGAUUUCUUCAAUAGACAGUAUGAAGACCUCAAGAGCAUAGUGGAAGAAAAAUCUACUGUUAUAUGCAAACUCGAAACCGAUAAUGCCUUGCUUCAAUCCACAGUUACAGAUCUGUCCAAUCGACUAUGUGCAGUGGAGCAACACAUGAGGGGAUCUAAUUUGGAAAUUAAUGGAAUUCCAGAGCAUCGCACUGAAAAUCUAGUUAAUACCGUGAUACAACUAUCUAGAUCCAUUGACAACCCAGUGAGUGAAGACGAUAUUCUUCAUACUACACGUGUAGCAAAACUUAUGAAGCAGAAUGACAAGCCUCGCACUGUUAUAGUUAAAAUGCGCAGUCCACGUCUUCGAGACUCCAUACUUGCCGCAGUAGUUAGGUUCAACAAGAAGAACGCGACUGACAAGUUGAACUCACAUCACUUAGGACUAGCUGGAACUAUAACACCGGUUUUCGUUGCUGAACAUUUGACUCCCAACAAUGAAGCGCUGCACGCUGCCACGCGUAAAAAAUGCAAAGAUGUGAACUUCAAAUUCGUUUGGGUCCGCAACGGACGUAUUUAUGUUCGAAAGGAUGAGUCAUGUAGUGCAAUUACUAUUCGCAAUAUGGACAGUUUGAAGCUCCUAACGUAA